AUGCAGCGGUCGACAGGGAAAGCAUCUAAGUUGCGCCGCGAUCAGAUCAACUCGGAGAUUGAAACAUUACGGCACCUACUACCACUGCCGUCCGCCGUCAAGGCGAGGCUGAGUUAUCUUCAAGUCAUGUCGCUUGCCUGUGUCUACAUACGUACGGGAAACUUCUUUUCUUCUUAUACAAAAGGUAUGGAUCAGGAGCAUCAUUACACCUCUUUGAACGGGGGAGGGGUUUUAGUUGAUGCAUGGAUGGUUGGAAAUGAAUCCAACGGCGAGAUGACAAGGUCAUCAAGUCAGACAUCCUCACUUGCUACAGUCGAGAUAACCCAGGCUUUAUCGGGAUUUCUGCUUUUAGUACGACCAUCAGGAAAGAUUCUUCAUGUAUCAGAAAACGUCAUCGAUCAUCUAGGGCAUUCCAUGGUAAGACGAAUAUUUCUCUUGAAUCUAGACAUCUUGAGAUGCAUCUACAAAUUUCAAGAGCUCAUGUCCAUGUGCGGACAUGCCUUGUGCGUUCCAUUGGAGAAUGGAAAGCACAGCUAUUGUUGUUAA
Strongylocentrotus purpuratus (purple sea urchin) is the source of this 546-nucleotide messenger RNA. Its product is annotated as neuronal PAS domain-containing protein 4B-like. NCBI's taxonomy places the organism in Eukaryota, Metazoa, Echinodermata, Echinoidea, Camarodonta, Strongylocentrotidae. The record is from RefSeq and is a predicted model, not a curated record. Bases 1 to 546 code for a protein of 181 amino acids. Gene Ontology annotation, biological process: regulation of transcription by RNA polymerase II. Gene Ontology annotation, molecular function: protein dimerization activity; DNA-binding transcription factor activity, RNA polymerase II-specific; RNA polymerase II transcription regulatory region sequence-specific DNA binding. The transcript is spliced from 4 exons.